This is a messenger RNA of Fonsecaea nubica, 366 nucleotides long. RefSeq lists its product as hypothetical. The coding region runs from base 1 to 366 and encodes 121 amino acids. The record is from RefSeq and is a predicted model, not a curated record. The transcript is spliced from 2 exons. NCBI's taxonomy places the organism in Eukaryota, Fungi, Ascomycota, Eurotiomycetes, Chaetothyriales, Herpotrichiellaceae.
AUGUUCGACGAUGGUACCGACGAGCUGAUUGACGGCACAAAUAUCGACAGUCCACGCAAUGUCAUCACUUUGACCGACGAUUUACAUCGACUUUUCGAGGACUUUUUCCGGCAUCCAAUCUUCCCAGUCGAUCGCACUCUUUCCUUGACCGAGACACACGCGAUCGAUCCUCCCGAUCCGCGAUUGCUUGCACUUCAGAGCGUAAUUACGCAUAUCCUUCAUGUGAGCGCCGCCGGCCGCCAUAUUGAAAAGAUCCUCGGAGACCUUGACGAAACGGACAUCAAGGUAGAUGGAUCUACUGAGUCGGGAUAUCUCACCUAUUUGAGACUUCAGAGCUGGUGGAACUGGGAGAUUCGUGCUUAUUGA